AUGGAGAAAACAUUAUCAAUAUUUGAAGAUGGUAGAUUUAUUAACCCAUUUUCAGAUUUUUUUAAUCAUGAAGAAAAGAAAUCACCAAAAGAUGUAUGGAAUUAUAUAACAAAAAGACCAAAGAUAUUACCAUUAACAGAAUAUGAAAAAACAGAGAUUCAUCCAGUUUUAAAACCAGAUUUUAAUUUAAUAAAUUCAGAAUACGAUAAAGAGACUACAAUUAGGUCGACCUGGAUUGGACAUUCAACAUGUUUAAUUCAAAUGGAAGGAUUUACAUUUAUCACUGACCCAGUUUGGAGUAAAAGAUGUACACCAAUUCCAAAUCUACCAUUUGGACCACACAGAUACAGAGAUCCAGCAUGUUCAAUCAAAGAAUUACCACCGACAUUAGAUUUCGUAAUCAUUAGUCAUGCACAUUACGAUCAUUUAGAUUAUGAUGCAGUUGUUGAAAUUUCAAAACUUUUCCCAAAUUGUCAUUUCUAUGUACCAAAAGGUUUAAAAGUAUGGUUUCAAUCUGCUUCAAUUAAAAAUGUAACUGAAUUAAAUUGGUGGGAUGAAAUUAAUCAUUAUCACCACACUACCACAAAUACUACUACCACUACCAAAAAUAAUGAUAAUGAUGAUAAUUGUUUAAAAUUAAUUUAUACACCAGCAAAUCAUUCAUCACAAAGAGGUAUGUUUGAUCGUAAUAAGUAUCUUUGGGGUAGUUGGUGUGUGGUUGGAAAGAAUAAAAGAUUUUAUUUUAGUGGUGAUACAGCGGAUCAUGAUCAACUAUUUAAACAAAUCUCUCAUUAUUAUGGUCCAUUUGAUUUUAGUUUAAUUGCAAUUGGUGCAUACGAUUUAAAUAGAGAAUUUAUGAGAUCUUGUCAUAUCAAUGUUGAAGAAGCUGUUAGAAUUCAUAAAGAAUUAAACUCAAAAAAGAGUUUUGGUAUUCAUUGGGGUACUUAUCUAUUAUCAUCAGAACCAAUAUUAGAACCACCACAAUUACUAAUUAAAGAAUCUCAAAAACUUGGAUUAAAAGAAAAUGAAUUUUGUGUUAGUAAAAUUGGUGAAACUUUAAUAAUUAAAUCUGAUGAAUAA
This is a messenger RNA of Dictyostelium discoideum AX4, 1080 nucleotides long. Its product is annotated as beta-lactamase-like domain-containing protein. The record is from RefSeq and is a predicted model, not a curated record. The transcript has a single exon. Lineage: Eukaryota; Evosea; Eumycetozoa; Dictyosteliales; Dictyosteliaceae. The coding region runs from base 1 to 1080 and encodes 359 amino acids. Gene Ontology annotation, molecular function: zinc ion binding; N-acylphosphatidylethanolamine-specific phospholipase D activity.